CUCUCCCUCUGCCUAACUUUCUAUUGCUGUGAAGGGCUUGUGGAAGCCCUUCUAAUCCCUCAAGCUGGCAACACAAGAGUUGUCCUUGACUCCUCACUCUCUCUCACUUGCCUCCAUAUCCAAUAUGGCAAAAAAUCCUACUAUUUUUUUACCUCCCCACCAUCCCUUGUAUAUGCCCCUUUCUCUCCUGGGACAUUGCUACCACCUGGUGCAAUCCUCCUCAUUUCACAUCUAGACUAUUUCAAUAACCUGCUCUAGCACUUGGCACAUGGUAGGAGCUUAAUAAAUGCUUUAUUGACUUGACAUUGUGAAGAGUUGAGUCUGGCAUCUUCUCCCAAUAUAAAAUGGUUCCCAGGAUCCUUGAAUAAGAAAAUCCUUCUUUAGAAUUUGGCCCAGGUCACCCCUCCUUUUCUCCCAGGUACCUCCUUUCAAAAUCUUGGAGUUACCUUUGUCUUUUCGCUUACCUUACCCUCUACAUUCUAGUACAAAACAUUGAUGCUUUAGUCUCAGUGUUUCUUGGAUUUCUCCCCUUAUUUGUUUUCUCUGUUGCCUCAGUACCUCAAAGUAGUACUAUUAUAGUGCCCCAACUGGUCUCUCUGCAUCUCCCCCCAUUUCUCUCCCUUCCAAUGUCUCCCACACACCCUUACAGUUCAAUCUUGACUCCUAACUGCCUCCUGAAUAAAGUCUAGGUUCCUCAAAAUCCUCUACAAUUUAUCCCUAACCUAUCUUUCCAACCUGAUCUCAUGCUGUUCUCCUACAUAUUCUGGACUCCAUAUACCAGCCACUCUAAACCACUUUCUGUUCUCUAAACAUUUGCUGGUUGUUGUUGUUGUUAUUGUUGUUCUGAAACUGUGAUUUUAUCAGGACAAGGAUCUCCUGGGGAAGAAAUGCCCUCUCUAACAACCUACACAGGCAAUUCUUCUAUAAACAGAGCUUAAGUGAUUUGCACAGCAUCACACAACCCAUGGGUGUCAAAGGAAAGACGUAAAACCAGGUUCUCUUGAUGCCAAGGCCAGCUCUCUGUCAAGUCUACCAAUUGCUUCUUUCUGAGUUUAAAAAUGGUAAAUCCUUAUAUAAAGUUAAGCACAAACUAAAGGUUUGGAGGCCAUGGAUCCUUAAAUAUUUAUAGAAAAUUCCAAAUACAUAGCCAGAAAGAGCUCCUCCCUCACCCUACUCAGCUAUUCCAAACCAAGACUGGUUUAAGAAGGCGUGGAUGGUUUUCUAAUUUUCACUCCUUUCUUUUUUUUCCAGUGCUGAUGGGGAGUUUGCAGUGACUCACAUGACUAAGGCCCACCUAUUCUUCACAGGCACAGUGAAGUGGGCUCCCCCAGCAAUCUAUAAGAGCUCCUGUAGCAUUGAUGUGACUUUCUUCCCAUUUGAUCAGCAGAACUGCAAGAUGAAGUUUGGCUCCUGGACCUAUGACAAAGCCAAGAUUGACCUUGAGCAGAUGGAACAGAUGGUAGACCUGAAAGACUACUGGGAGAGUGGGGAAUGGGCCAUCAUCAAUGCUGUGGGCACCUACAACACUAAGAAGUAUGACUGUUGUGUUGAGAUCUACCCUGACAUCACCUAUUUCUUCAUUAUCCGGAGGUUGCCUCUCUUCUACACCAUUAACCUCAUCAUUCCUUGUCUCCUCAUUUCCUGCCUCACUGUCCUGGUGUUCUACCUGCCUUCAGACUGUGGUGAGAAGAUCACCCUCUGUAUCUCAGUCCUGUUGUCACUUACUGUCUUCUUGCUGCUCAUCACUGAGAUCAUUCCCUCCACUUCUUUGGUCAUUCCACUCAUUGGUGAGUACCUACUCUUCACCAUGAUCUUUGUCACACUCUCUAUUGUCAUCACAGUCUUUGUCCUCAAUGUCCAUCACCGGUCUCCAGAAACCCACAUCAUGCCCCAUUGGGUGAGGGUUGCCUUUCUGGGAUGUAUACCCCGAUGGCUUUGGAUGAAUCGACCCCUACCUGUCCUGGAGCUCCAUGACAGUCCCAGCCAAAAGCUCAGCAUUACUCAUCAUUGGUUGGACACCAAUGUAGAUGAGGAUUUGAAAGAGGGUGAAGAGGAAGAAGAAAACUGGGAAUUUUCUGGCCAUUCAUCACCAGUAAUAGAUACCCUCUUUUGUCACUGUGGCCAUCACCAUGAGUCUCCAUGUUCCAAGUCAAGGACUCAAUUACAAGAGACUGGAUUCCUUCUCUCCCCUAGCAUCCAAAAAGCCCUGGAAGGUGUGCACUAUAUUGCUGAUCAUCUGAGGACUGAGGAUGCUGAUUUUUCGGUGAAGGAAGACUGGAAGUAUGUUGCCAUGGUGAUUGACCGGAUAUUCCUCUGGAUGUUUAUUAUCGUCUGCUUCCUUGGAACCAUUGGUCUCUUUCUUCCGCCACUUGUAGCCGGCAUGAUCUAAAAGCACAAGUCCCUAUCCAAUGGUCACAUUUCAGAUGCCUUGUAGCUUCUCUGGAUAUCUAUAACUACAUUUGCAUUUUUACUAAGAUAUUUGGGGAUAUUAGGAGGUACUAAUUCAGCCAGUCAUUUGAGAGUUGGCGUAAUGAGGCCAUUGGCUAUUCCAUCAUGGAAUUAUUGAACUAACCCAGGCUGCAAUUUAUCUGCCAUGAAGUUGUUGAUUGUUUUAUUCAUUCAUUCAGCAAAUAUUGAGUGCCUACUGCAAGCACAGCAUUAUCCAAAGUAUCAGUGGGAAUAUGAAAAAAAAAUGUAAGAUAUAAUCCCUGAUCUCCAGGAGCUUAUGAUCUAGUUGGGGAGGAGCAAUAUACAUGAAACUGUUAAGAUACAAUACAAGGGGGACAGCUAGGUGGUGCAGUGGAUAAAGCGCUGGCCCUGGAUUCAGGAGGACCUGAGUUCAAAUCCAGCCUCAGACACUUACUAGCUGUGUGACCCUGGGCAAGUCACUUAACCCUUAUUUCCCCGCCAAAAAAAAAAAAAGGAAACAAUACAAGGUGUUGGCUGGAUUGGGGAAAUGAAUUGGGGAGACCAACUACAAGUUCUAUAGCAAUGGAAGGGGAGGGGGACUGUAAAUGUAGGCUGAUAAGGGAAAAGAUGACAAAAGUUGGACUUUGAAAGAGAAAGAUGAUUUGGGUAAGUGGAGGGAGGGAAUCCCAGAAUUGUUGGUAUGAGGGAAAACAGAAAUGAACAGAGACUAAUCAUGGGAACAAGCAUGGAUUAUAGAAACAUCAAUUUAGACCUCAAAAGUCACAUUGCCCAUCUUCGUUUUAUAUGUGAGGAAACUGAAGCCUACAGAGGUUAUAACCUGCUUGAGGUCUUGCAGACAGUAAGUUGACAAGUCAAGGCUUGAAGUCAGGGCCUCAACAUCCAACAGUCUUUUUACUGAACCACUCUGGCCAAUAAGGAGAUUCUGCUGGCUAGAGUAGAGAGUGAAUGUUGGAGAACAUUCAGAAGCACCAUUGGAAAGGUAGUUUGGAGAUUCAGAAUAGAGAGUCUUAAAUAUGAGUUUGAGAAACUUGGACUUUAUCCUGUAAACAAUGUGGAAACAUUGGAGGUGUUUGAACAAAUGAGUGAUGUGGAGAAAUCGGUGUUUUAGGAAGCUUUACCUCAUGCAAAGGCAGUAUGGUAUGGUGGAUAGAGAGCCAGCCUUGACUAGAAAGACUUGGGAUCUAGUCCUGUGCCCAUACAGGACCAAAUCAACUAACUUCUCAGUUCUCCAGUUAACUCUCUAAUACUUUAAGUUUCGGGGUAGGUAACAAUCUUCAUUUUUCACUUAGAGUCUUAGAAACUUGACCAAGGAUAUCAUUACUUAUACCUAUUGGUUCUGGAGUGCUCACUAAUUUCAUUCAUAUUUGAUUUCUCUUCUGGUUUGUGAAUAAAGGAGCUCAAAGGUAACUUAACUCAUGCUCAUUUUUGGGGGGGUGGGGCAAUGAGGGUUAAGUGACUUGCCCAUGGUCACACAGCUAGUAAAUGUCAAGUGUCUGAGGCCGGAUUUGAACUCAGGUCCUCCUGAAUCCAGAGCUGGUACUUUAUCCACUGUACCACCUAGCUGCUCCUUACCUGAUGAAUCUUUAUAAAUUAUCAUCCAAGCCCCACCAUUUUGGUAAAGCAUUUUCAUUCCUUCCCACUGAUAUUGGAUGGCAUAUGCCCCUAUUUCCUUCUCUUGG
Messenger RNA from Dromiciops gliroides (monito del monte), 4109 nucleotides. It is a transcript of the gene CHRNA2, whose product is annotated as cholinergic receptor nicotinic alpha 2 subunit. Gene Ontology annotation, cellular component: neuron projection; postsynaptic membrane; synapse. The coding region runs from base 1280 to 2389 and encodes 369 amino acids. Gene Ontology annotation, biological process: monoatomic ion transmembrane transport; nervous system process; regulation of membrane potential. Gene Ontology annotation, molecular function: transmembrane signaling receptor activity; acetylcholine-gated monoatomic cation-selective channel activity. NCBI's taxonomy places the organism in Eukaryota, Metazoa, Chordata, Mammalia, Microbiotheria, Microbiotheriidae. The transcript is spliced from 2 exons. The record is from RefSeq and is a predicted model, not a curated record.